Messenger RNA from Drosophila albomicans, 539 nucleotides. RefSeq lists its product as uncharacterized. The transcript has 5 exons. NCBI's taxonomy places the organism in Eukaryota, Metazoa, Arthropoda, Insecta, Diptera, Drosophilidae. The record is from RefSeq and is a predicted model, not a curated record. Bases 57 to 539 code for a protein of 160 amino acids.
UUUACCCUAUGGGCACCGGGUAUAAGAACAAUUAACUUCAAGUGGAAUUCAUCGUAAUGCGCAUCAACUUUAUUCUCGUUCUGCUACAAUUAAUAUUAUUAAAUCUAAACUAUCAUGACGCUGUUGAAUUCAAAUUCACGAAUUUUGUUUGCGAAAAUUACAACGAAUCGUGGGUUACUCUGAACGAGUGUCGUUUACGGGCUGUUAGUCGCAAUAGAACCAUUAUGAAUUUUAAUGCGACGUUGCGUCAUAGCCUUAAUAAUAUUGUGAUUCAAGCACAAAUGUUUCGGAAGGCCAAUGGAUAUAAGCCAUGGCUUUACAAGAUUGAAGUUGACGCAUGUCGGUUCUUGAAGAAACCAUAUAAUCCACUGGCUAUUAUAGUAUUUAAACUUUUUAAGGACUUUUGCAACUUUAAUCACACAUGUCCUUAUGAGGGUCCGAUACUUGUGAAGGGAUUCUAUCUGCGAUUGAGUAUAUUACCACAUAAUAUACCAACUGGAGACUAUUUAGUCAUACUCAAAUGGGUCCAGCAUACGUAA